GAAAUGCGUGCCCUGUGUGUUCUAAGUCUGAUCGCUUGUUUGGGUAUAGCAUUGAUCUCUACAAAGCCUUUAAAUGAAAAUGGCAACCCAAAGGAAUCGAAGUCAAAUAAAACGGAAAUAGAUAAAAUUAUCAAGAACUUGCAGUUACUUGAAAAACUAGCCAACGAAACAUUGUAUUUACCAAAUCCAACUAGUCAGGAUCCAACUGGGGAGGAAGCCAAAGAACCAACUGAAGAUGAUGCAGAAGAUCCAACUGGGGAGGAAACUGAAGAACCAACUGGGGAGGAGGAGAAAGAACCAACUAUUAUAGAAGGAGAAGAUGGAGAGUUCUAUAUUGUAGAGGAAGAAAAAGAAGAUAAUGAUUUUGCAACUCUCGAUAAACCGACUGAAGCUCUACCUGGAAAUUUUCUGAAAUACCCUGCACAAGAACCCGAUUUUAAGCCCUAUCCAAGGUUUGCCAUCCUCAGAAAUAGUUAUGUGCAUCACAUGAACUUAGAUUUUUAGU
Molecule: messenger RNA, 505 nt
Organism: Drosophila subpulchrella
Lineage: Eukaryota; Metazoa; Arthropoda; Insecta; Diptera; Drosophilidae
Exons: 1
Coding region: 4-504 (166 amino acids)
Source: RefSeq, a predicted model, not a curated record